This is a messenger RNA of Pyrus x bretschneideri (Chinese white pear), 5598 nucleotides long. RefSeq names its product protein SCAR2. Gene Ontology annotation, molecular function: protein kinase A regulatory subunit binding; Arp2/3 complex binding. The record is from RefSeq and is a predicted model, not a curated record. NCBI's taxonomy places the organism in Eukaryota, Viridiplantae, Streptophyta, Magnoliopsida, Rosales, Rosaceae. The transcript is spliced from 10 exons. The coding region runs from base 316 to 5070 and encodes 1584 amino acids. Gene Ontology annotation, cellular component: cytoskeleton. Gene Ontology annotation, biological process: actin cytoskeleton organization; positive regulation of Arp2/3 complex-mediated actin nucleation.
AUAAGCGGCAGGAUGCGCGCCGAGCUCCCUCUAUCUCACCGGUGCUUUCAUUCCAAAAUUCUCAGUUAAAAUAAAAAAACAAAUCAUUUAAUUACUUCCCCUCCCUACUCUUUCUGUCACGUCUGUCUCUCUCACUCCCCUCACGUCUGUUUGUCUCUCUCUCUCUCUGACCACCGCAUAUUCAGUCACACACACACACUCUCUCUCUCUCUCUCUCUCUCUCUCUUCUGGAAAUGUGAAAUCGAAGAGCGGAGGUACCAUAUACAAUUUGCAGUGUUGGGGAGAUUAGGGUUUAUCGGAGUGGAGAGCUGAAGAAUGCCGUUGACGAGGUACCAGAUAAGGAACGAGUACGGCUUGGCCGAUCCGGAACUGUACGGAGCAGCCGAUAGGGAUGAUCCAGAGGCUCUUCUGGAAGGCGUGGCCAUGGCCGGCCUUGUCGGCGUUUUGCGGCAGCUCGGCGACCUUGCCGAGUUUGCUGCUGAAAUAUUUCAUGACUUGCACGAGGAAGUAAUGGGAACCGCUACACGAGGCCACGGUCUAGUGGUUCGUAUCCAACAGCUUGAAGCAGACUUUCCUUCAAUUGAGAAGGCACUUCUAUCUCAAACCAAUCAUUCUUCAUUCUUUUCCAACCCAGGGGUUGACUGGCAUCCUAAUCUGCGUUCUGAACAGAAUAUGAUCACCCGUGGAGACUUACCUCGCUUUCUAAUGGAUUCUUAUGAAGAAUGCCGUGGUCCUCCUCGGCUAUUCCUUUUGGACAAGUUUGAUGUUGCUGGAGCUGGGGCAUGUUUGAAGCGGUACACUGAUCCGUCAUUCUUUAAAGUCGAAUCAGCAUCUUCAAUAACAGUGGAGAUGCAGAGAGAAAAGAAAACCCGUAAAGUGAAGCAGAAGAAAGGAUCCCGCUGGAGGAAUGGAGAAACCCCAGAAGUUGCACUGACAUCCCAUGCCAAGUCAAAUGCCAAACUGCAUGAGUUGUUCCUGGAGGAGCGUAUUGAGAAUUGUUCCAGUGAUUCUGUAUGUCGUGUGAAAUUGAAGAAAAGGCAUUUGAAUGGAUCUGCAGUUGACUCAAAAACUGGGAAAAGUUACAUGAAAACAUUUCUGGAGACUCUUUCACCAGAACGCAAACUUAUUUGUGAAACUUCUGUUGCUCCACCGCUCUUGAGAUUGACCUUAGGUGAUAGUGGUGAGCCAGACCUUAGAAUACUUGACAUCACUACAGUGAGUCCUGCUGAAAUGUCCCCAGAAAUGGAAAUUGCUAGCUUUUCACCUGAUAUCCAUAAAGAUAUAUUAAAACCAUCCAUGGAUGGCUUUAAUAGGGGGGUUUUUGAUAGAGAAAUUCCAGAGGGGUCUGAUCCAAACUCUGAUGUUGAGACAAAUGAAAAUUAUUCCAACCUUCAUCAGGUGGCAGCAGAUACGCAAUUAGCAGUUGGUGGAGAACAUAAAACUGAAGGCAGCAUGGAGGGGUCCACCCUCUCCAGUUAUGUUGAUAGGACAAGUGAGGUGGACAAUUACAUGGAUGCUCUUGCAAAUAUGGAAUCAGAAAUGGAAAUUAACAAUGAAUUUCAGCCUAAGAACAAUCUACGCUUCCAGAAUGUGGAAAAAUAUGGGAUAGACUCUGAUGCAGAUGAGGAGCAUCUGGAGCGUCAAACUCGAUUUUUGGAUUCUCAAUCAAUUGGAAACUCCUCUACAUCAGAUGACGGGAAGAAUUCAUUUGAAAAAGAUACAGCCAGUUUUUCGCACUCUGAUAAUCCAAACAACGUGGUUGAGAAUUCACCAUCAGAGUGUAAUGGAGCAGCUAAAGAAUUCCCUUUCACUGAAACCUGUGGAGCUGAGAUUUUUGAGAUGUCGUCCAACCAGCAAUCUGAAUUCGUGGAUUCCCUAGCAGCCACAACAAAGGAGCAUGCGUUAUCUCAUAAUGUAUGCAUUGUCGAAGACAUAAACCCUGAUCCUGGAGAUACAUCUUACAGUGCAUUUGUUAGGGAUACAAGUCCUACCCUACAGCACUCAGACCCUGGAGCAAACUCGCCAGUGGUAUCAUUGGCAGGACCUGUGUUAGAUCAUACCCCCUCUGAGGAAAUUAAAGUUGGUUAUAAAUCACUAGACAUUGAUGAAAAUGGGACAAAUCUGGAUAAUUCUCUGGCUUUUGUCCCCGACUCCCAGACUAAUGAUGAAUCCCCAAGUACUUCACCAAGCCAUCCUGUUGAUGAAUCAGAUAUAGAAGAUUUAGGUGUCAGUUCUGAUGCUUUGCCACAUUUGUCAAAUGUUGAAGCCCUUGCUUCUGAGGAUCAAAGUGGAAAUAUUGCUGUGAAUGAAAUACUUAAGACACAAUUUGCUAAUGAAGAUUCUUUAGAAAGAUUUGCGAGAAAGAUUGAUUCACCACAUUUAAGUAUUUCAUCAACAGAAGAGCAGCUUUCCUCAGCUCUGCCAGAAGAACAAACAUCUUCAGUCAACUCUGAAGUAGUACCGUUUAUGGUGGAUGCUGCACGGAGUCAUAGCUCAGAAGAGCCUGUAGUGGAUGCUCCACAGACACAUGGACUAAUAGAUCAGCAGGAUGCUUGGCAGGCACAUGUCCUAACUGAGCAGCAGGAUGCUCCAGAGACACGUGGCCUAACAGAGCAGCAGGAUGCUUCACAGACGCAUGGCCUAACAGAGCAGCGGGAUGCUUCACAAACACAUGGCCUAACAGAGCAGCAGGAUGUUCCCCAGACACAUGGCCUAAUGGAGCAGCAAUUAUCUGAUUUAGACGAGGACGUUCCCCAACUUGAAUCUGUUAAAGAAGCGGGUGUUCCACAUUAUAAAGAAAAAUUCAAUGUAGAAGAGAGAUCUAGGGCCAUGGAUGACGAGGAAUUACGAUUAUUCACCAGCGAUGCUGAUGUAGGAGGUGAUAUCGUUUCUGUGGAACUAACAUCUAAUUGUCCAACUUUCCCAGGCCAUGAGGAUCAUGUGGAUUCAGAUGAAGUGGUGCCUGAAACACUAUAUGAAGAAACUGUUGCUGUGCCCUCUGCUGCUGAUGCCCAACCUGAUAAUGACGUCAAUGAUGUUAGUUAUUCAUCUCCAAAUGCAAUUUCUUCUUCACCAACGAGUUUUAUAAAUUUGCAUGCAUCUCUUCCUGGAUUUGGGGAUUUCCAUGACAAAGAAUCUGAACUGGAUGAGGUUUCUCCAGAAUCUGUCAGAGACUCAGAAGUGCAAAUGGAAGCAAGUAAAACAGAUGUUUCUCCAGAUUCAGAAUCUAACUCAAGUCAAACAGUUACUCAUGACCAUUCCAGUCCAAAAGCAUCUGAUGAUGGUCAAAAUUUCUCCCUGGAUGAACAGAUUGAGAACAGUUUGGCUGUGCAUGAUGUCCCUGCAGAAUCAAACCCAAGUGAAUCAACUACUUAUGACCAUUCCAGGUCAAAAGUAUUUGAUGAUGGUCAUCAUUUCUCUCUGGAUGAACAAACUGAAAGCAGUUUGGCUGUUGGUGAUGUCACCAUAGACUUGGCAUCUUUAGAAAAUACAGAAGUUGUGUCUUCACCUACCUGCUACCUCCCAGAGCCUGAAACGAGUUUGGAGAAUUCAUUGGAGUUGCAAGCAAAUCAAGUUGAUAUCAAGGAUUUGCCAACAGAUGGAGCAAGGGAUCAGCCAGAAGCUGACUUAAAGCGUUCUCUGCAGGUUCAAUCUGCUGAGCUUGAUGUGGAAAGUUCGGAAGAAGAUCAAGCGAGUAUCAUCUUAUCAAGUCUUCAAUCUGUACAGGCAGGGUCUCAAAACCACAUGGAUCUGGAGAAACCCAACCAGUUACCAUCUACGGAGCACAUCAAUCAGGAAGUAUGCUGGGGUGCUUCCCCGGAAUCUCAUCCUGAAUAUCUUCCAACCCAAGCUUUAACAUCAGAGUUCUUACCAGAAUCAUCAGGCCAGGAACUUGAUGUUAUGAAGCAAACAUUGGAAUCAUUAGAUUUUACCCUUCCUAGAUCAGUCCUGCCCCCUGAAGCUACUGUGGUCAAUCUGGAAGACAUGCCACCAUUGCCACCUUUACCACCAAUGCAAUGGAGGAUGGGAAAACAACACGCUUCCCUUUUUUCACAGAGAGAAUUGGUUGGAGUUGGUCAGGAUUCUUUGCUGCCAAUACGGCCACCGGAAUCUGAUGAGAAAGCUCAAUUUGAUAUGCCAGCACCACAGAGUGAGGUGUUGCCUCCCCAGAACCCAUUUUUGCCUCUCACGUCUGAAGAAGGCGAGAAGUUCCAACAUGUUUCUGAACCAGUAAUGGGCAAUGUGGUGCAUCCUGCCCCGUAUUCAUUGCAUUUACCAGCCAUGGUUAAUGAUGCUAAUCAUCAGUACAAUUUACCUGAUUUAGAGGGGGCACAAUUCUCGAACUCAUUUUUAUCGUUACCAGGGGUAUCUCAAGAUGGGUCUGGAAGUAAUCACUUAGCUUCAGAGGGAGAAAAAGUUAAGACUUGUUCAAAUCCAUUCACUGGACCAAGCUCGGAAUGUGUAACUUUUACACAUGACCCUGAAUCUUCUCAUGGAUCUAUUAUCCAGCCUGUGCAGCAGGUAACUCCGGAGACACGUAUCGAGCCUAAGGUACUUCAACAUUCACUGAAAAAUUCAGAAUCAGAACUAGGAGAACCUCUUUCCACAUCUGUGACAGCACCACCAAUGGUUGAGCAGCCUCAGCAUAGUUUGCCAACAUUGGAGGGAGAAGUAGCAUGGUCAUCCCAUAACUCUGCUGUAAUGUCAGACUAUGAAGGUGGAAGGUCUAAUGGAGUUCCAGUUACUAAGCUCCCUCGUCCUAGAAAUCCCCUUAUUGAUGCUGUUGCUGCUCAUGGCCAAAGCAAGUUGAAAAAAGUAACUGAACGAGUUCGGCCUCAGGUCGAACCUAAGGUAGAUGAAAGAGAUUCGAUGCUGCAACAGAUAAGAACUAAGUCCUUCAACUUGAAGCCUGCAAUGAUGACAAGAUCUUCAACGGUGACAAGACCCAGCAUUCAGGGUCCAGCAACCAACUUGAGGGUUGCUGCUAUCUUAGAGAAAGCAAAUGCAAUUCGCCAGGCACAUGCAGGAAGUGAUGAAGAUGACGAUGAUGAUAGUUGGAGUGAUACUUAAAGGGGUUUAUUCUAGUGCAGCUCUUCACCAGUGCAGUUAUUGGCUUGAACUGGGUGGUCACUUCUCUUUCUCACAGAACACUUGACGUUUCUGUAGUUUGGAGUAUCCUUUCUCCGUACUCAAAAUUCUUGUAGUAUACUCCCCUCCUUCUCCUCUCUCCCUUCAGAAUCUAUUUGUUGAAACGUCGGUCAGCUCUAUCCACGGAAAUCUAGUUGAGGCAAAAUGCUUUAUACAAGAACGACAGAUACAGCUCUGCGUGCGAGCGCAGUUCCAAUGUAUGUCCACAUAUACUCAUUUUUAAGAUCUUGUUAGGUGUAAAUUGUUGUGAUAUAAAUGUACUAUGUAGCGUAGCGGGAAUGAAAUUUUUGUAAUCCUAUGUGCAAUGUAAUGGUUCUUACGGUGCAUAUAUGUAUCCCUAUAUAGUCUAUAUGUAUCAUAUUUUAGAGGCCAUUGUUUUGUUGUUCAUAUAAAUGUCGAUGUGUGGAACUUAUUCAAGACUACAAAUUAUUAAAUUUACUGUUUCUAUUC